This is a messenger RNA of Symbiodinium sp. CCMP2592, 1254 nucleotides long. The record is from the annotation of a GenBank genome assembly. NCBI's taxonomy places the organism in Eukaryota, Dinophyceae, Suessiales, Symbiodiniaceae.
AUGGGCCGCAUGUCAGGCAGCCAAGGAGCCAUCAUUCUACUGAGCAGCCUGACGCCCUGUCCUGUGGUGUUUCUGAAUGGGAACGGUCGGAAUGGCGGCAGCAGAGCAGGUGCUGGCAGCUUUGGGGCGGUCGCGGACGUGAAGACGCCUCCUGAGGAGGCUCGAUGGGUUGAAGUGCCUCUGUGGGAGAUGCCGGAGUUGCUAUGUUCCAAGUUAGUUCUUGGAAGCUUGCCGCUUGCUGACGGCGAGGUGGCGGUGGUUCGGAGUGUCCGGCGCUGGAACUGUUGCAUGACGGAGGGCCCACUUCUGCAUCUAGCAGAGGACCGGCCCCCGGAGACGCUGUUGGACAUUGCAGUUAUGGACAUCCAGCGCCACAUCGACGACAGGCGCUUUGCCAUUGAGUCGCUGCGGCACGACUCGGCCAAGUGGUCCAGCUGCUUCAGGCACUUGGCAAAGGACAUCGUUGCGGUCAGCCACCCCCCGCUCAUCGGUGUGGACAGGCAUUGGUCUUAUGCCAUGCAGUUGCUGGCUGCAGGACAUUGCCAAGUCAGCGACGGGAACACCAAGCCGAAGCUACGCUACGGGCUCAGCACGGAGGGCUAUGCGACUGCGGCUACUUCUACAGAGCUGUCUCCAGCACAGGUGAAAGAAGCCAAGCACUUGGAGGCGCUCACGGGCCGGAUGGUGAGUUGGAGACCGCGAGACCUUCUUCGUCUUCUGGCCAUGUAUCCUUUUGCUCGUGCCGGCGAUGCAAAGUUCCAUGCCUUCUGGACGCAGAGACUGCGAGACAAGACGCUCGGAAAUGGUGGGCGUCCGCAAAAAUCUGAAGUGGCUGGCAUCCGCUCGAGACAGGCCGAACUUUGGCCGCCCGAGCCCGUCCGCGAGCCAUCGCCGGAGCCCAUUCCGAAGGCGAAGGCGGACGAUCCUCAAGCUCCAGAGCCUUCAGCGAUGCAAGCGUCUGUUGUUGACGACGAAAAGGCGCCCUCGGCCUCCAAGUCCGACUGGAAGCAGGAGAAGAAGCAGUGGAAGGAGUGGAAGGAUUGGAAAGAGAGUGAGAGGCGCGAGAAAGAGCCGAAAAAGGAUAAGGAAGACAAGCGCAAAAGGGAUGCUUCUUGGGAGAGGAAGGCAGAGAAGAAGGCGAGCCGCAAGUCCCCGAAGCGGAGGAGCAGAAGUAGAAGCCGCAGAAGCCGCAGUCGAAGACGGAGGUCACGGUCUCGACGGAAGCGGAACGCCUCACGCGAGAAGCGCCGUUGA